GUUGUGUUUCAUCAGAGAAGGAGAAUAUCACAUCAUCUUUUCUCUUCUGCAUCUUCACAACCCUUCCCACCCCACCCCCCCUCCCACUUCCCACAACAAGACUCCCAGCCAUAGUACAUCGCCCCUGCUCAACCGCCCGCAACUGCCCACCCUCAUACCUCCAACAUGUCGUCGAUCGCUGGCAAGGUGCUCACCAAAAUGCUCAAGACAAACUUGUCGAAAAAGGGGCCAGACGACCCUCUCUACGUUUUCAGUGUGGAUGCAAAGGGAAAGCAAAAGCGUGUAGUUAGAGACCUCCCUAAAGGGCUUUCCAAGCGUGAUCAGCGGGCCCUCCGCAAGAUUAGGAAACGAGCACAUAAUCUCGACAAGGGUAUGAAUCUGUGCGGUUUCCGGGUUGGCUACACCUUCUUCAUUGGUAUCAUUCCCGGUCUUGGUGAUGCUGUGGAUGCAAGCCUGAACUAUUUCCUCAUCGUCAAGCCCGCAAAGAAGCUGGAUAUCCCCGACAGUUUGGUUCACAAGAUGCUCUUCAACAAUGCUAUAUCAGCAGGAUUAGGGCUGGUACCAGUAGCAGGAGACAUCUUUUUGGCGGCGUGGAAGGCAAACUCUAGAAAUGCUCUCUUGCUCGAAGAGUAUCUUACGAUCAGAGGACAAGAAUACCUGGCAUCUCUUCAGCAAGGCACCAGUACAAUCAGCGCAUCAGAAGCUGUUGCUCAUGGUGUACCCCCGGAGGAUCUGAGAGAAUUGUUUGCGCCGGGGUCAGGUAUGGAGCAGCGCGAUGUUGAGGAGGGUACAGGCAGCAGAGGAUUCUUUGGCAAGAAGAACAAGAAGGCGGCCGCGAAGUGAUCGUGACUUGGGUUUCGGGGUUCUGACAUGGCAUCUGUUGACUACAUAUACACGGAAUCCUUGUCAGUCAGUAAAAGCAGACUGUGAUGAUUUGUGCAGCAUGAAUUCGAUUACGGG
Messenger RNA from Cryptococcus amylolentus CBS 6039, 960 nucleotides. RefSeq lists its product as hypothetical. NCBI's taxonomy places the organism in Eukaryota, Fungi, Basidiomycota, Tremellomycetes, Tremellales, Cryptococcaceae. Bases 166 to 843 code for a protein of 225 amino acids. The record is from RefSeq and is a predicted model, not a curated record. The transcript is spliced from 6 exons.